Drosophila erecta is the source of this 1804-nucleotide messenger RNA. RefSeq names its product esterase P. The record is from RefSeq and is a predicted model, not a curated record. NCBI's taxonomy places the organism in Eukaryota, Metazoa, Arthropoda, Insecta, Diptera, Drosophilidae. The transcript has 2 exons. Bases 44 to 1687 code for a protein of 547 amino acids.
UAAGACCGCAGUUUUUGUUCUGUGCCCUGUGGAGUUCCAGAUUAUGUAUACACUCAAGCUGUUGUGCUUGACUUUGCUUUGGAUAGCAGCCUCAGGAUCUGAAGUUGUCCUACAAGCGGAUCCAUUGGUUGUUGAGAUCCCAAAUGGAAAAAUUCAGGGCAGAGAUAAUGGCCAGUACUACAGCUACGAAUCGAUUCCCUAUGCCGAGCCUCCAACUGGUGCUCUCCGUUUCGAGGCACCUCAGCAGUACAGUCAUCAUUGGACAGGCCUUUUCAAUGCUACUCGGCCUCCAGUUGCCUGCUUACAAUGGAACCAGUUUGAAACCAAAGACAAUAAGCUGAUGGGUAAUGAAGACUGCUUAACGGUGAGCAUCUAUAAGCCAAAGAAACCCAGUGGGAGCAGGUUUCCUGUCGUGGUCCUUCUGCAUGGAGGUGCUUUCAUGUUCGGUGGUGGAUCAGUAUAUGGACAGGAUUACAUUAUGCGUGAGGGACAGUUGCUCUUGGUAAAAAUAAGUUACCGCGUUGGACCAUUGGGUUUUGCAAGCACCGGUGAUAGGGACUUGCCGGGAAACAAUGGCUUAAAGGAUCAACGUCUGGCUCUACAAUGGAUCAAGAAGAACAUUGCCCACUUUGGCGGCAUGCCUGAUAAUAUUGUGGUCAUUGGUCACUCUGCAGGCGGUGCCUCGACUCACUUACAGCUCCUGCAUGAGGACUUCGGCCAGUUGGCCAAGGGAGCAAUUUCGGUGAGCGGCAAUGCCCUGGAUCCUUGGGUUAUUCACAAGAGUGGACGACGACGUACAUUUGAACUGGGUCGGAUAGUCGGUUGUGGACAGACAAAUGUCUCAGCAGAACUCAAGGACUGCUUAAAGUCUAAGCCGGCUAGCGAAAUAGUCUCUGCUGUCCGAAGCUUCCUUGUGUUUUCCUAUAUGCCUUUCAGUGCUUUCGGACCUGUUGUGGAGCCAGCAGAUGCCCCAGACGCCUUUCUUACCCAGGACCCAAGAUAUGUGAUUAAGAGCGGAAAGUUUGCGCAAGUCCCUUGGGCUGUGACAUACACCACCGAGGAUGGAGGAUACAACGCUGCUCAGCUGUUGGAAAGAAACAAAACCACCGGAGAGAGUUGGAUUGACCUACUCAAUGAUCGAUGGUUUGACUGGGCUCCAUACAUGCUUUUCUAUCGGGACUCCAAGAAAACCAUUAAGGAUAUGGAUGAUCUUUCAUUUGAUCUCAGGCAGCAGUAUCUAGGAGAUCGGCGAUUCAGUGUGGAAAGUUAUUGGGAUGUGCAGCGAAUGUUUACUGAUAUUCUCUUCAAGAAUAGCGUGCCAAGCUCAAUAGAUCUUCACCGAAAGCAUGGCAAAAGUCCGGUUUAUUCAUUUGUCUACGAUAAUCCUGCCGACUUCGGAGUGGGUCACUUGUUUUCCAAUCGCACUGACGUAAAUUUUGGUACUGUACACGGAGACGACUUUUUCUUGAUUUUUAAUCCAGGUCUAUUCCAAAAAUACAAGCGUCCGGAUGAAGAAGUUAUUUCAAAAAAGUUUAUAAAGAUGCUGGAGGAUUUCGCCCGUAACGAUGAGGGAACAUUGACAUUCGGAGAGUGUAUUUUUAGAAAUAAUGUGAACAGCGAAGAAUACCAAGUGCAGCGAAUUUCUCGGAACGCUUGUAAGAACGAACAAUAUGCUGAGUUUCCCUAAAGAAUGUAAGCUGUAUGUAAAUGUAUGCAUGCAAGAAAUGUGAACAGUGUAAUAAUAUAAUUAAAGAACAAAUUUAUUAAACCUUCAUGCCGCCUCAAUCGUCAGCGGUUCCUCAAU